AUGAAGAGGAGAUCGGAGAUCACUGCUUGCGACUCUGCACAGAUCGGCGGCGGCGAUGGUUCUCCGUACCUAAUUGACAGUGGUGGUUGCAGAGGAGAUCGAGCGUCCGCAAUAGCAAACUCUCUCACACAGCAAAAAUCGGUCGAAGCAACUAGAAAAAAUUCUCCGAGUCGACUCACCCACCGAAUUCAGUCUGUGUCUAUUAGGGUUAGGGUUUCACUACUAUUUGAUCUUAAAAAACAGGUGGAGUUGUAUUCGGUUUUAAUGGUGCAUUUAAUGAAAGACGGAAACCCGGAUUCGCAGAGCGAUAAGAUGCCGAUGGUGAAGAUGGAAAUGGAGGAUCCUUUGGAAGAAGAGCAUGGACCAUUCUCCAAGCGUCACAAACAGAGUCUGGGGAUUGGAGGUUUUCUGGAGUCAGUUUUGCAAUAUAACCCACUUGAUGAGCCCAGUCCAUUGGGUUUGCAACUGAGAAAAAGCCCAUCACUUUUAGAGUUGAUUCAAGCAAAGCUUUCUCAAGCUAGAGCUUCGAAAGUUGGAAGUCAUGGUAAAAAGGAACAGAGAGGUGGUGCUUCUGGUACUACUGAUAAGCUGAAGGCAUCCAACUUUCCGGCCUCGGUUCUUAGAAUUGGGACCUGGGAGUACAAAUCGAAAUAUGAAGGGGACUUGGUGGCAAAAUGUUACUUUGCGAAGCAUAAGCUGGUGUGGGAAGUUCUUGAUGGGGGACUGAAGAAUAAGAUUGAAAUUCAAUGGUCUGAUAUAAUGGCUCUCAAGGCAAAUUACCCUGAUGAUGGUCCUGGGUUUAUAGAUGUUGUGUUGGCCAGGCAACCUCUUUUCUUCAGAGAGACUAAUCCACAACCUAGAAAGCACACCCUUUGGCAGGCAACGACAGAUUUUACUGGUGGACAGGCUAGCAUAAAUAGGCGACAUUAUCUGGAGUGCCCACAAGGCUUGCUUGGAAAGCAUUUCGAAAAACUUAUUCAAUGCGAUCCCCGUCUCAACUUUCUGAGUCAGCAAGGAGAGAUAACAUUGAAUUCUCCAUAUUUUGAAACCAGAGUCUCUGUGUUUGAUGAUCCAAGUGAAAACAACAGUGGGUUUGAUAUGAAUAGCGGGGAGAGUUCUUCCUUUUCAAACUUACGGGACCCAGCUUCGCCAUCUGGAGCUCAAUCAUCUUCUUCAAAAUAUGAACAUGAUGCUUUUGGUAGACAUUCAGAAUCUUACCCUCGCGAAACACCAUCACCAAGCUCGGCUAGGGAAAUGUCGACCAUUGAAGAUAUUAAAAUUGGCGGGAUGGAGCAACUAAAGGUUCUCAGCAACUGGGAUCGGAUCAGGGCACCAGGGCUCCACUCCUCUAUGUCAAUGAGUGAUUUGGUGAGCUAUCUUGAGCAUCGGAUAUCCGAGCAGAAAACCUCUAACUAUCAAACUCUCUCGAGCGAGGAAUGGCAAAGCCUCAAAGUUCUGGACGAUAUCAAGCAAUUCUUGUUCAGUGACAGCGACAUCCAACACAUGCCUGACACAGAUGAGAAGUCUCUCGUGUCAAGGGUCAAUUCUCUUUGCUGCCUUCUUCAGAAAGAUACUACAGCAGGUCCAAACUCGCAAAUUAAAAGCGGAAACUGUCCUGACGUAUCUUUGCCAGAAAAGAGAACAGAUGACAAGUUUGGUUCAUCAACUACUGAAAAUGAACCUAUUCCCAUGGAUGAGUCCAAUGAUACCUCUGGUUACAAGCAGCCGGCAUCAAUGACUAGGGAGGACUCAGUUGGAGAACUGCUGCUUAAUCUCCCUAGGAUAGCAUCUUUGCCUCAGUUCUUGUUCAACAUUCCAGAAGAUACUAAGAACCAAGCUAGCUCUCGCAGUUUCAUCCACUCGUCGCGACAAUCAAUGGGAUUUGGCAAUCCAUCAGCCUUGAGUUCUCCACUAGAAAGACAUGGCGAUCUUCCAGUCACCAGUAGGCCAAGUGUAGCUUCUGUUACUAGUAAAAUAACUUGUGGUGCUACUACUUCUGGAGCUGACCCUAUGUCGUUUCAAUAUACGUCUCUGCCUUAUACCCAUUCUUCUCUAGAUGACAUUCAAGGAACUUGUCUGUCUUACCCACAUGACCGCAGUAGUGGCAAUACUGAAAAAAUUAUGAUGGAUUGUUUUGUUAACCCCAAUGGCUUAUCAAAUCACCAGUAUAAUCCAGAUUUGAUCAAUGUUAGAAGCAAUGUCUCUAAUCUCCAACAGUUGAUUGAUGGUAAUAAUAUGAACACCACAAAUUGUUACAUGAAUGGAGGUGUUUUUUCCACAGACUAUCAGCACCCGGAGGUUAGAAUGAAAUUCAUGCCAGCGAGAGCCACAGAUCAUCCAAUGACCACACAGGUAGGAGAACCCAAAGCUAGUGGCCUUAGUAGGUCACAGAUAAGUGGAACCUUUUCCAAUUUAGGAGCUAGCGAAUCUAUUUCGCAGCAUGAUGAGAACUUUGUUCAGUUCGGUUCUCCAAGAAAAAUUGAUGGAAGUUUUCUGACGCUUGGAACUGGAGCUAAUCCAGAAACCAGAUUCCGCAGAAAAUUUAGUACACGGGAGAUUGCCAAUAAAUUGGACGAAGUUGAUUUUUCCAAUUACAACUGUCAUGCUAGACAAACUACAAGAAACCCUCUGAUUCGUACAGAAUAUGCUGGUAGAACGACUAGCUUCCAAAAUAGUGCCGGGGGAUUGUCAGGUUCAUCAUGCAAUUUGAGUGGCCAGAUCUUCACUUGUAAUGAUGUUGGCAUCGAUAGAGGGCACUACACCUGGCCAAAGUCACUCCCACUUCACACUUUUCUGUCUGUACAAGCUGAUAAAGAUCCUAAUCAUUCUGUAAACAGCGCUAGAGAUUCAGAUUUUCAAGUUGAUAUGGCUCCAUCCUUGAUGCCUUCUGGCAGCACCUUCAUUUCCCAUCCUGAAUGUACUAGGCGGUCUGCAAUGGUGUCAGAAUCAGCUGUGCCUACCUUGUUUCCGAAUCAAUUGACACCACACCAGCAACAGAAUAGCUAUAUGGAAAGUUCCACGAGAGUCUCAUCAGAAUCUUUCAUGAAUUUCCAUCGUCUCCGUAAUCAAGGAAGCUCCAUCAGGCAUGCUAAAUUAGGAAACUUGGUGCCACUUUCAGAAGGUCACGUUCUUGACAAUGGUCCUUUUCCCACAAGGGCUCAACCAGUUGGAAAUCUGAUUGCACUUUCAUCAGGAAGGGUGACAGGAGUUGUCAAUCCCUCUCCAAUUAGUGUUCAACCAAUUGGUCAACUACCUUCUCGUCUUAACGUUUGUUCUGUCCAAUCCCGUGGGUAUGGUAUGAUUCCUGACAGAAGUGGGUUCCAACUUUCAGGAAGUAGCACUUUCCAAUCUGCUGCAGGGGGUCCAUUCCCUAAGAGGCUAGGCGUUCUACCCAAUGAUUUGGCUGCUGCUCGAGCUGCUGAAGGUGACCUGAAUCAGAUUCAAAAUUGUCAACUGCUUCAUUAUCCUCAAAUGCCUGUUGGACAUCCAAUUGCCAUGGUCCCUCCUCAAGGCCCUUUCCCUGAUCAUGUUAAUCCGCGUGGACUCUCAGUAACUGCAGGACAAUCUCAUUUGCCAACUCAGUUGUCUAAGGAAUUUCUUAAGUCUGAUUAUGCUGAAGGUCCUGUUAUUCCAGUUGCAAAAGUAGAUUUCCAGAGUCAGGCUUCUAAUGUUCUUCGUCGGCCAUCUCUUAAAAGAAGAGCAACUGAAAAUUCUCCAGCUGCUCCAUUAGUUCAACGCAGGAAGAUAGUUCCUCAACCUGUUAAACAUCAUUCUGGAUCUUACCAACAGAAGUAUAUUCCACCACCUGUUCCUGCUGCUCCUCUUCAUAUAAAAUGGCAAGGUUUGGAGGAACCUUCUAAGCCAACAGGACAAAAUUGCCUCUUAUGCAAGAGGGAUCUCUCAUUCACACCAGAAGGUCCAAUACAUCAGCCUGCUGUCUCACCGGCCGUUGCUGUUCUUCCCUGCGGACAUGCAUUUCACGACCACUGUUUACAAAAAAUUACGCCUCAAGACCAAUCAAAAAGUCCUCCUUGCAUUCCUUGUGCCAUUGGUGAAACUUGA
This is a messenger RNA of Fraxinus pennsylvanica, 4062 nucleotides long. The record is from the annotation of a GenBank genome assembly. Lineage: Eukaryota; Viridiplantae; Streptophyta; Magnoliopsida; Lamiales; Oleaceae.